UGCCAAACUUGCAAAAAUGUGUAACAUCAUAUUUUCUUAAUAACAGUGAGGAGGUGCUACACAUUUCUGACAAAUUAGAAAAGAAAAUCGAAAAUAAUGCACAACUAUAAUAAUUAUAUCAAAUGUGGGGAAAUCUUAAAGUCACCUUCACCCACCGUCAGCGAUAACUAUGAAUUUGUUUUCCGCUGUGGAUGUUAUGAGGAUCAUUAUAUUGUGUUAGAAUCGUUUAUGGUUCCUCCCUGUUCGAAAAAUUGUAAGGAAAACGUGAGCUUCCUGGAUGUGACCUAUAAGUAUGUCCCAAACGAUAUUGCCAAAGUGGAUGUCCCCAUUAAAUAUGAAAAUAAUGUUGGCGUCUAUGAUGUGGACCCCUUGAACGUAGUUAAAAAUAGUGAACCCAAUGAAGAGGUGAAGAAAACUGAAAUUAAAAAAGAAACCCUCUUGCACGAAACAGAUGAAGAUGGUGUUUACCAGAAAGAGGACUCGCAAAAGGAUGAUAAGUCAUCGGACGAUGUUUCUUCCGAAGAUGAGAAUUGGGAAAACAUUGAAUCUGAUAAUGAGUCUGUGAAAUCCAACGAUAGCAACUCACCAUUAUUUGUCGAUAAUUUCAUCAAGUCCGAACAAAAUGUAUUGUCCCUCAUUGAAGAAUACAGAAGUCAAACGGGGCUUUGGAACCACAAAUCUCCACAAUGGCGCCUUAAUAAGAGACAUGAUAAGUACUUGGAAAAAAUAAAAGAACAAUUAAAAGAAAAAGUGCAUUUGGAAAUGUCUCGUUCACAAAUAGCUGCAGUGAUUACAUAUUUAUGUCGUAAAUAUAGACAAGAUUUAAAGCGAAUAAAAUUUGGCGGAGAAUCUACUGACCAGAAAAAUCACCCGGCCUGGUUUUUCCCACACCUGGAAUUUCUUAAGCCGGUUGUGGAACAUAAUCUAUUCACAGCGUUUACCACCUCAGCGUCAGAAUGCAAUUUUAAACCAGAACAAACAAUUCAGGUUUUGGGUAUAUACGAACGAUUUCCACAUCUUUGGAAUACCGAUCUUAUAGAAAAUGUUUGUAAAAAUAAACGUCUGGAAGCUAUCGAACAAAUGCAAAAAGUUAUUGAACAGGAAAUGGGCCUCCAAAUAAGUGAAGGGACCCUACAAAGCAAUCUACAAUUUAUACACAAUCAUUUUGGUAAAAUAAAACGUUGCCAUCUGGUAGAGGCCAAACCUAAGGCCGAUAAAUAUUUUAAACACAUGCAAUUUCUAAAUGACCACAUUGGUCCCUUUCAGUGUCCCGAAUGUGCCCAGAUAUUUAAGAGCCCCUUAACAUAUAAGGUGCAUAAAUCCCAACAUGAUGGCUUGCCGGCAUUACGCUGUUCCCUGUGUAGCAAGGAGUAUAGUAAUCCGGGUCCAUACAUUGCGCAUGCCCGCCGACACAUGAACGACUUGAGUGAAGAAUGCACGGAGUGUGGAAAGAAAUUUCUGGUGGCCAGUGAUUUGAAAAUUCACAUGCGUUCACAUACCGGUGCCCAGCCGUAUUGUUGCGAAAUUUGUGGCAUUUCGUUUCGUCAUAGCACCUCGCUAAAUGUCCAUCGACGUCGCCAUGAACAGCAGUAUUUACACAAAUGUCCAAUAUGUUCGAAGGGUUUUUAUAAAAAGGAUCGCAUGAAUGAUCACAUAAGAUCACACAACAAUGUCAGAGACUUUGCGUGUAAAAUCUGUAACAAAGCAUUCAAGACACGUAAAACUCUGAAACAACAUGAAGUCAUACAUGACGAUGCACGAAAUCAUGCAUGUUCGCUGUGUGGCAAGGCUUUCAAACUUAAAGUUGGACUGCUGCAGCAUAUGAGAACUCAUGGUGGCCAAAUAUAAUAAUUUUUUAAUAAUGUAUGUUGUUUGUGUUUUUCUUCAA
Messenger RNA from Musca domestica (house fly), 1888 nucleotides. Its product is annotated as zinc finger protein 135. The transcript is spliced from 3 exons. Gene Ontology annotation, biological process: regulation of transcription by RNA polymerase II. Gene Ontology annotation, molecular function: DNA-binding transcription factor activity; RNA polymerase II cis-regulatory region sequence-specific DNA binding. The record is from RefSeq and is a predicted model, not a curated record. Lineage: Eukaryota; Metazoa; Arthropoda; Insecta; Diptera; Muscidae. Bases 97 to 1848 code for a protein of 583 amino acids.